Messenger RNA from Saccostrea echinata, 630 nucleotides. RefSeq names its product DNA polymerase epsilon subunit 4-like. Gene Ontology annotation, molecular function: protein heterodimerization activity. Gene Ontology annotation, cellular component: nucleus; epsilon DNA polymerase complex. The transcript has a single exon. Lineage: Eukaryota; Metazoa; Mollusca; Bivalvia; Ostreida; Ostreidae. The coding region runs from base 31 to 375 and encodes 114 amino acids. The record is from RefSeq and is a predicted model, not a curated record.
UAAAAUAUUCAAAAAAGAAAGUAGGCGAAAAUGGCGGGAGUAGAGGAAAUGGAAUUAGAAACUGCCGAUAAAGAGAAUACAGACAAGCCAGAUAAAACAAAAGAUAAAGUUUCUAAUCAGGAUAACGAGAAGUUGAUGAGGCUGCCAUUGAGUCGAAUCAAAUCGAUCAUGAAGAGUGACCCAGAUGUGACAUUAGCAAGUCAAGAAGCAGUGAUUGCCAUUGCCAAAGCUACGGAAUUAUUUGUUUGGGAACUUUCUAAAGAUGCUGUUCACAGUACAAUGCAGAGUAAAAGAAAGACACUUCAGAGGAAAGACCUAGAUUCCAUUUUGGAUACAAGAGACUGUUAUUUAUUUCUAGAAGGAACUCUAGACUGAGUAGUGUAAUAGGUCCAGACUCGGCUUAUCAUUAGUACGUAAAUUUUGACUUCACAGUCACUGGCAUAAUGCACAAUUGGAUCAGUCUAAUGAACAUUUAAGAUUUAGAUAAUCCAUAUUAAUGGAUAUAUAGAGAUAUCCAGUUUUUCCAUUUAUUUUGACCUAUGGGCCAGGAAGUGGAUGAAUUGUAAAACGUUAUAAUUCAAAGUUUGUAGAUGUUAUACAGAUAUAAAAUAAAAUAUAAUGUCCUGUAAA